Chironomus riparius is the source of this 1140-nucleotide messenger RNA. Lineage: Eukaryota; Metazoa; Arthropoda; Insecta; Diptera; Chironomidae. The record is from the annotation of a GenBank genome assembly.
AUGACACAAUUCUUGCCUGCAAAUUUACUCGCAUUAUUUGCGGCGAGAGAACCUAUUAAGUACCUUCCACCGCCUGAUAAACUACCCCACGAGAAGAAAACUAGAGGAUAUGCAGGUGUUGGAGCAUUUUUGGACCAAUUUGAGGAUCCAAAAGAUACUCCACCACCAACUCGAGUCGAAACAAAGGAGGAACGAAUUGAAAGAAGAAGACGUGAAAAGGCCGAACAAGUUGCUUAUAAAUUAGAAAGAGAAAUUGCAUUAUGGGAUCCCAAUAGUAUAGAAAAUACGACAGAAGAUCCAUUUAAAACUCUGUUUGUAGCUCGUAUUAACUAUGACACAUCAGAAUCGAAGCUGCGAAGAGAGUUUGAGACUUAUGGACCUAUUAAAAAAAUUAUAUUGAUCCAUAAUGAAAGUAAUCGGGCAAGAGGUUAUGCUUUUAUAGAGUAUGAACAUGAAAGAGACAUGCACUCUGCCUACAAACAUGCUGACGGUAAGAAGAUUGACAGCAGAAGAGUUCUAGUAGAUGUUGAAAGGGCUCGUACUGUAAAAGGAUGGUUGCCACGACGUUUAGGUGGUGGUUUGGGAGGCACUAGACGUGGUGGAAAUGAAGUUAAUAUUAAGCACAGUGGACGAGAAGAUAAUGUUCGCGAGAAAGAACGAUACAGGAUGGAAAGGGAACGUGAAGAACGACGUGAUGACAGAAGUGUAGGAUUUGAGAGGAAAAGGUCUCGUUCGCGAGACAAAAGAUCAAAAUCCAAGGAAAGACGUAGGUAUAGAUCACGAGGUGAGGAGGAACAACCACAACCUGAACGUUAUGAAAGGAGAGAACGUAGGGAAAAAUCGCGCGAUAGAAAAAGACGCCGAGAAGGUAGAUCGAAAUCCAGAGAGAAGGAUCGAUCUGAACGCAAGCGUGACAAACGUGAUCGCUCUAGAUCUCGUGACAGAAGACGCGAUAAGGACAAGAAGGAACGAAAACCUGAUUUUGAUAUUAAAAUUAAGGAAGAACCAAUUGAUGAUUAUCCAGAUUACAGUCAGCAAGAUUAUUCGCAAUAUGCUGGACAAGUUAAGUAUGAGUCUGGUGAUGAACAAAAAUAUAGACCUGGUGAACAGGAUCAAGACAAUGGAUAUAGCUAUCGUUGA